AUGCCCCUUUAUAGGUGGCCUGUGCUUAGCCAUGCCUUAAGGUGGCCUGCCCGUAGGGGCUUACCCAGGAAAGAGGCUUGGCAUUACUUCUCUAUCUACAAGCAACGCGAGGAACACAGCGAAACUCUGUUGAAGCUGGCUAAACUGGAUUACAAUAUAGUACAAAAAUUGCAUCAGAAGGAUAUGAGCAGGGUCACAAAGUGGUGGAUAGACUUGGAUUUCACAACAAAGCUACCUUUCGCUCGAGACAGAGUGAUCGAAUGUUCGUGGGCAUUAGGAACAUUUUCUGAGCCACACUUCGUUUUUGCUAGAAAAGUACUGUCUAAAGCUAUGGCUAUGCUGUGUGUAAUGGAUGAUAUCUAUGAUGUGCAUGGCACAAUUGAGGAACUUGAGCUUUUCACCAAAGUGAUUGAAAGGUUAAUUUCUGGGAUAGUUAGCAAUGAAAGUCAACUUCGAUACAUGAAGGUGAAGAAGCAAGUUGGAGCCUACAUAAUUGAAGCAAGAUGGUUCAACAAUGAUUAUGUGCCAACAUUUGAAGAAUACAUUUCUAAUGCUGUGAUUAGUUCUACUUAUCCAAUAUUGAUAACCUUAUCAUUUUGUGCGAUGGGUGAAGUUGCUUCAAAGCAAGUAUUUGAUUGGCUAUUCACUGAACCUAAACUUCUAUAUACUGCAUCAGGUCUUGCAAGGCUCAUAGAUGACAUUAUGUCCCAUGAGUUUGAGCAAGAAAGAGGACAUGUUGCUUCCGCAGUAGAAUGUUGUAUGAAGCAAUAUGGUGUGUCAAAGCAGGAAGCUUACGAAAAGCUGAAUAAAAUAGUUGCCAAUAUUUGGAAAAAUUUGAACGAGGAGCUGAUGAAAGAAAUUGAUAUUCCAAAACCUAUUCUAAUGUGCAUUCUGAACAUUGUACGUGUAAUGGAUGUUGUGUACAAGGAUGAAGAUAGCUAUACCCACUCCAACACUUCUCUGAAGGAUAUUCUGGCUACCUUUUUAGUCAAUCCUGUGGCUGUUUAAGCAUUAAUCAAUUGC
Jatropha curcas is the source of this 1023-nucleotide messenger RNA. The record is from RefSeq and is a predicted model, not a curated record. Lineage: Eukaryota; Viridiplantae; Streptophyta; Magnoliopsida; Malpighiales; Euphorbiaceae.